AUGACGACCGCCUUUAUGUGCCUCAUUGGAACGUUCCUGUCGUGUUGCAUGGAAUUGGACCCGUGGACGGACCUGUGGCGGCUGUUCGUGUUCAGCGAACGAACGAUCGAGGUGUACGACCGCAUAAAUGUGGCAGCUAUUCUGGCUGAAAUGACGGGCAAGCGCUGCCUUCUAGAAACGGAACAUCCCACGUACAGACGAGUGGCCAGCGUGAUGUCUCGGCUGCUGGACGCCAACAACGGGGUGGACGAGAUCCGCAACCGCCAGUGGAGUUUGGUGGUGGUGAACCACCCAACGGUCAACGCGUUCGUCUCGGCCAGUGGGUUCAUUUUCGUGUUCUCCGGGCUGGCGGCCAUGGCCAACGACGAUCAGCUUUCAAUAAUUGUCGGCCAUGAGCUGGCCCACGUCAUGCUACGGCAUACGAACCAUAUUACCAGCGUCAACUUUGCAGUCCACCUGUUGUGCUUGACACCUGUGUCCAUGGUCCUGUCGGUUGCUCUGCCUUUCCUCUGGGCGAUGUUGGCGGUCAUGAUGUGUCGACUCGUCCUAUACGUGUGCGUGGGGCUGACGAAGGAAAGGUCCCUCGAGACCGAGGCAGACGGCCUCGGGUUGUUGCUGGCCGCAAACGCAUGUGUAGACGGCACCCAGGGUUACCUGUUCUGGGAGGCCAUGUCCAAAAUCUACGGGCCAUCCACCCGGACCUGGUGGCUGGAAACGCACCCGACAAACGAAAUCCGGGCCCGACACUUACACAGCUUGAUACCAGCCGCCACGGAGCUCCAGAAACUGGCCAAAUGCUAG
Molecule: messenger RNA, 801 nt
Organism: Macrosiphum euphorbiae (potato aphid)
Lineage: Eukaryota; Metazoa; Arthropoda; Insecta; Hemiptera; Aphididae
Source: the annotation of a GenBank genome assembly